UCCCUCAAUCAGUCAAUCUGUAUACAGCAACUCAGCGAUCUUAUAUUUACCCAACACACCAUGAGAGCGCUCGCUGUGGUGGCCAUGGUGGCCACGGCCUUCCUCGCGGCGGCCGUGCAUGCCGAGCAGUGCGGCAGCCAGGCCGGCGGCGCGGUGUGCCCCAACUGCCUCUGCUGCAGCCAGUUCGGCUGGUGCGGCUCCACCUCCGACUACUGCGGCGCCGGAUGCCAGAGCCAGUGCUCCGCCGCCGGCUGCGGCGGCGGCGGCCCGACCCCGCCGUCCGGCAGCGGUGGCAGCGGCGUCGCGUCCAUCGUGUCGCGCUCGCUCUUCGACCAGAUGCUGCUCCACCGCAACGAUGCGGCGUGCCCGGCCAGCAACUUCUACACCUACGACGCCUUCGUCGCCGCCGCCAGCGCCUUCCCGGGCUUCGCCGCCGCGGGCGGCGACGCCGACACCAACAAGCGCGAGGUCGCCGCGUUCCUUGCGCAGACGUCCCACGAGACCACCGGCGGGUGGGCGACGGCGCCCGACGGCCCCUACGCGUGGGGCUACUGCUUCAAGGAGGAGAACGGCGGCGCCGCCGGGCCGGACUACUGCCAGCAGAGCGCGCAGUGGCCGUGCGCCGCCGGCAAGAAGUACUACGGCCGGGGUCCCAUCCAGCUCUCCUACAACUUCAACUACGGGCCGGCGGGGCAGGCCAUCGGCGCCGACCUGCUCGGCGACCCGGACCUCGUGGCGUCCGACGCCACCGUCUCCUUCGACACGGCCUUCUGGUUCUGGAUGACGCCGCAGUCGCCCAAGCCGUCGUGCCACGCGGUCGCCACCGGCCAGUGGACGCCCUCCGCCGACGACCAGGCGGCGGGCCGCGUGCCGGGCUACGGCGUCAUCACCAACAUCAUCAACGGCGGGCUGGAGUGCGGCCAUGGCGAGGACGAUCGCGUCGCCGACCGGAUCGGCUUCUACAAGCGCUACUGCGACAUCCUCGGCGUCAGCUACGACGCCAACUUGGAUUGCUACAGCCAGAGGCCCUUCGGCUCCUAAGCUUCGCCUACCUAGCUUCCACACAGUGAUAAAUAAUCACUGAUGGAGUAUAUGUUUACACCAUAUCGAUGAAUAAAACUUGAUCCGAUCGACGACGAUGAUCAGUAAUGCACGACGAAGCGAUUGGUAAAAUAUAAUGUAUUAUAUGGAAAGAAUACAGUACCACUUGAUUAAUAUUGUAUGGAAAGAAUACAGUAUCAUCGAGUGGACAAAAA
Molecule: messenger RNA, 1256 nt
Organism: Oryza sativa Japonica Group (Japanese rice)
Lineage: Eukaryota; Viridiplantae; Streptophyta; Magnoliopsida; Poales; Poaceae
Source: RefSeq, a predicted model, not a curated record